Rhipicephalus sanguineus (brown dog tick) is the source of this 2467-nucleotide messenger RNA. RefSeq names its product nose resistant to fluoxetine protein 6. The transcript is spliced from 13 exons. Gene Ontology annotation, molecular function: acyltransferase activity, transferring groups other than amino-acyl groups. Lineage: Eukaryota; Metazoa; Arthropoda; Arachnida; Ixodida; Ixodidae. The record is from RefSeq and is a predicted model, not a curated record. Bases 1 to 2424 code for a protein of 807 amino acids.
AUGGCCUCUGGAUCUGAGCAGCUGAGAUGCUCGCGCGGUCUGCUCCUGCUACUCCUCGUAGCCACCUCGUCGCUCGUUUCGGCGCAAAUGGCCGACAACUCAACGCGCGCUGCGUCUCGGACGGGUCUGUCUGCCGUCAGUACCGCUGUCGCCCCUUCAACAACCACGGAAAAGCCGGACCCCAUCAAGGAGGCUUUCGACUCCAUGUCUGAACGGAUCACGCGAAUUAUGAUGAAAGAGUUCUACCCCAUGGUCAGCGAGCUCAUAUACGACCCGCGACUUUCAACGGGUUGUAUCGGGUCGCUCAUGAAGAUCGGCCCGGCUUUGAAGAACUUCGACAUCUGGGCCGUGGAAACCCUCUGGUCAGUGUACGGGCCCUCCGACCAAUGUCUGGCCAUCAGGCACAACGAGAACCUGUUCCAGGGCAGGUACUGCAUGAUACACAUGCACCAUAACGGUGUCGACGAGCUGCCACCCACGGUGUACAAAAUCGCCGACAAGUUUCUCAAGCACCACAACCUCGAAUACAUCGGCAACAUUUCCAGACUGAAUGACAAGGAGUACGUGUCUGUGAUCCCUCUUCUCAAGUACGGCGUUUGUCUGCCUUCCGUCUGCCAACGGGAGGAUUUACAAGUGAUCAUCGACCACUUUGUCGGCGAUCUCAAUCUCAAUCUCAAGGCUUCGUGGUGCAAGAUCGAAGAGCCAGUAAAGUUGGAUCAACGGCAGACUCUGAUUGUGUGCCUCUUCGUGCUGUGGACAGCCUUUAUUCUCUUCGGAACUGCCUAUGACAUCUACAGGACGAUGCUCUCGACGGAAGAAAUCAAGGAACCAAAGUACCACCCAUUCAUAAGCUACCUGUCCGAUUCGGUACAGUCAGUUUCCCUUCGACGGGCCGUCAAGAAGCUGAUGGAUAUGCCCAACUGGGGCGACUACUCCAACAAGCUUGGUUUCAUUCAUGGUGUGCGCGUCUUCUCAGCUACGUGGGUCCUUCUGGGACACAGCCACAUGCUUCGGGACCUUCACGCCAGCUCCAACAUGAUUCGUUUCCUCAAGCGGAUUCAAAACGACUUCUUGUUCACUGUCCAACUGAACGCCUUCAUGUCUGUCGAGACUUUCCUUGUCAUAACGGGAUUCCUUUCGGGCUAUCUUGUAACCAAAGCACCAAAUACGGACAUCCACCCAAUACUGCUGUUCAUUGUGGCACUAGGGAGGCGUUACAUCAGAUUUAUCGUGCCAAUGGCAGCGCUCCUGGGCUUCGUAUACCUCAUCCCGGCCCUGGCAGACGGGCCCGUGUUGCACGACUACUGGCAUCUCUUCCUGAACCCUUGCGAAAAGAGCUGGUGGAAGAUAUUCACCAUGACCCAAAACUACAUGGAAGACUUCAAGGACCUGUGUAUGCCCCACUACUGGUACAUCUCAGUCGACUACCAGCUUGCCGUCUUCAGUACUUUAAUCCUGGUUUUCAUCAUGCCUAAAUGGUUUAAGGGAUCUCUAUACCUCAUGGGACUUAUCGUUGUUGCCACUUGCCUGACGACCGGCAUUCAGAUUUACGUCCAUGAGUACACGCCGUUCAACAUCAUCUUUACCACGAAUGUUAGGCAGCUCAUCGAAUCGGCGAUGAACAUCUACGACAAGGCGUACACGCACGCGCCGCCACUAUUUGUGGGCAUGAUCUUCGGCUGCCUGGCCGUCAAGAGGCACCAUCUGUCGCGUAGGGUGCAGAGCGCUGCUUGGGUUCUCGCCGUCGCCGUGUCCCUGACCGCGCUGCUGGGCGUGCGCAGCUGGUUCACGGGCCGCCAGCCACAGAGGCUCGAGUCGGCCAUCUACGGCGGCAUGCACCGCGUCUCGUGGGGCUUGAGCGUCGGCUGGGUCAUGUACGCUUGCGCCACGGGCCGCGGAGGUUUCGUCACCAAGAUCCUCGCCUGGCCCAUCAUGUACCCGCUCGGAAGGCUGUCGUUCUCAGUCUACGUGGUGCACAUCCUCCUCAUGGCCACCAACGCUAUUCUCAGCCGGGAGCACAUCAGCCAGCAGCCUUUCUUGCACGCUCAGAUCUACAUCUCGCAAGUGGUGAUGUCCUACGUCCUGGGCGCCAUCCUCUACCUACUCGUCGAAUGCCCCGUGGCCGGCCUGGAUAACGAGUUUUUCCGAAGAUUCAUGAACAUGGAUAAGUUGAGGAGCGACAACACCAAAUACAAUAACGACAUCCAAGAACUGAAGGCCGUCCAAGUCGCCACCGUUAAUGGUGCGACAAAAAUUGAGGACGCAUCGUUGUUCAAACGGCGGCUUUCCAACGGCAUCACCGACGUCCCAAAGAAUGUGUGCAAUGGAAGCCAUAACAAUGGCUAUAUAAACGGUGCCGGUGAAACCGAUCUCAACGAGAAAGACACUGCGGCCAACGGCGCCAUAGUUUCAGUAAAAUUCUGAAAAUAUGUUGUAUAUCUAGAUGCAAAAAUGUGUAAAUAGUCCU